Eleginops maclovinus (Patagonian blennie) is the source of this 828-nucleotide messenger RNA. It is a transcript of the gene snu13b, whose product is annotated as SNU13 homolog, small nuclear ribonucleoprotein b (U4/U6.U5). Bases 219 to 605 code for a protein of 128 amino acids. Gene Ontology annotation, cellular component: small-subunit processome; U4/U6 x U5 tri-snRNP complex; nucleolus. The record is from RefSeq and is a predicted model, not a curated record. NCBI's taxonomy places the organism in Eukaryota, Metazoa, Chordata, Actinopteri, Perciformes, Eleginopidae. Gene Ontology annotation, biological process: maturation of SSU-rRNA; mRNA splicing, via spliceosome; maturation of LSU-rRNA. The transcript has 3 exons. Gene Ontology annotation, molecular function: RNA binding.
AGUAUACCCAGUGCGCAUGUGCGAAUAUUCCACACGUGUGGUGAACGUCUGACUGGCUGCAUGCAACGGAGAUCUUAGAAAGUUCAUAUCGCUUCUAAAUAUUACUAUAAGAAAACGCUUCGCAAGUUUUGCUUUCUUUUCUAACCGAGGUAAAAGAAAAAUAACCUCCGUGAAGCAUUUCGCCGAGAGGGCAGAAAUACCAGAAAAACUAAUUCACAAUGACUGAAGCAGCUGUUAACCCAAAGGCCUACCCGCUGGCCGACGCCACGCUGUCCAAGACCAUCCUGGAUCUGGUGCAGCAAGCCUCAAACUACAAACAACUCAGGAAGGGCGCUAAUGAAGCCACUAAAACCCUGAACAGAGGCAUCUCCGAGUUCAUUGUGAUGGCUGCUGAUGCUGAACCACUGGAGAUCAUCCUCCACCUGCCCCUGCUUUGUGAGGACAAGAACGUCCCAUACGUGUUUGUCCGAUCCAAGCAGGCUCUGGGUCGGGCCUGCGGGGUUUCUCGUCCCGUCAUUGCUACCUCCGUCACCAUAAAGGAGGGGUCCCAGCUCAGACCACAGAUCCAGUCUGUUCAAUUGUCGAUUGAGAGACUGCUUGUCUAAUUUUUUUGCACUGUUGUAACAAAGUGUCCUCUUGGAAAAGAUGUGGAAGACACAUUUCCACUUUGAAAAUGAACGUGUCAUCUGUUUGAUGAAAAACAGUUAUGAAUGACAGGAAAAUUUAAAGGUUUUUCUUUUCUACUUUUUAGGACCGUGUCCACUUCAUUGUAUCAGUUUGCGAACGCAUUACCUGAUGAAUAAAAAAUACUUUUUUAUUUAAACCUGA